AUGACCGGUGACCUCAUGAUUGAGGUCACCGGUGACUCUAUGGCCGAGAAAGCCGAUGCUCUCUCGGCCAGAAUGAAAGAAGUCUUCCGGGAUACGGGAGUCGUCGUUCGCCGCCCGGCGCGCAAGGGUGACUUGCGCGUAUCGGGCUUCGACGACUCCGUAUCUCCGGAGGAAUUGAAAUCAGCUCUGGCUUUGGCCGGAGGUUGCCGAGAGGCGGAGAUCCGCUUGGGCAAAGCCCGGACUCUGCCUUCUGGCCUACGAGGGAUCUGGGUGCAGUGCCCCGUGGCUGUUGCCAAGAAAUUGGCAACAGCCCGCACUGUAAAG
Pseudomyrmex gracilis is the source of this 324-nucleotide messenger RNA. RefSeq lists its product as uncharacterized. Lineage: Eukaryota; Metazoa; Arthropoda; Insecta; Hymenoptera; Formicidae. The annotation marks the transcript as partial. The transcript has a single exon. The record is from RefSeq and is a predicted model, not a curated record.